ACGAGCGCGUUCUGUAAGACUGUGAACGCUCAACGGGUCCGACAUCUUUCCUCCUCUCCUCGAUCUCUCCUGUCCUGCACACCCUGCGGAACGCACAUCAUGGACCACGCCAACACAAGAGAUAACGUAUUUUCACGAGGUCCUUCACCCCCGCACCAGCAGUCUUUUGCAGCCCCCCUGUCGCAGGCGAACGACCCGCACGUUUCCCCGGCUCCCUCUUACCGUGAACCCCCUCUUGCCUCAUCUACGACUCACCUUGAUAACUUGUUUCAAACGCUGAAUGCACCUUCCAACUCGCAUGUCAGUCCGCAGCCCAGUAACAACGGUUCCAAUAUCUAUGCUGGCCCGCAGGAGGCGAAUUCGGGCCACGCCACACCGGCUUCUGUGAAUGCUGGGUCUAUCUCUUCGUCUAUGUCGGGUCCGAGCAACCAGGCCACUGAGAGGCAAAAUGCGCUCCUGUCCUUGCUAGGCAGCACAGUAUCGGGACCGUCCAAUGUCCAGACAGCCCCUGUUGCGCACCCUCCGCCUCAACAAGUCCCGACGCCCCCCGGUUCAGCACCGAGGAGUGGCAUGACUUCGAACGAGUCUCAGGGGAAAUUGUUGUUGGAGCAGCUCAUGUCAGGAAACACCCCGAAGUACAACUACCCUGAACCCCUCUACCCCAGCAUUGCGCCUACUACAUCUGGCCCGUCGCCUCCUUACGUAGCCAAUAUCUCUGAGGCGGGGGCUCGUCAGGACGUCGGCGAGAUUACACCCAACGAGUCCUCGUCAAACCUGUACGUCCCGCCGACAUCCGACAUGCUGGGUCCCCCUCCUGUUCAUGACCAGCGUGCCCCAUCACCCGCUCGCAAAUCUCAGUUCGAGGCCUUCGUUUCACCAUUCGAGGCGUUGGCGAACACGGCUGCUAGCAAGCGAAAAGCGGCUCCUCAGCCAUCCGGCAUGCCGAGCAGUGCUGAAGACUUUUCCUUCCCCAGCCUUACCAUCGAUCCCAAGCGAAAAUCUGUAGAGAACCUAAUGGAGCAGCUCACGAGGGGUCCGGUACCCCAGCCUGCGCCUGUACAACAGAUAUCUUCUUACGACCCGUACACUCCCAGCGAGGAGUUCACGCCGCAGGCUGAGCCUGCACAGACGCGUGCGUCUCGUCCGCUACCUCCUCAACCACCACACGCGCCCUCUCCCCCUCGCCUGUCGCCACCGAAGCAGCAGGCCCAGGUGCGUCAGCAGCAACGUCGCUCUGCCGAGUCUCCUUUGGGUCCUGCUGUAUACGGGCCCUCUCUUCCUAUAUCCGGUUCUGGGUACAGGAACAGUGGAUCUGAAGGCAGGAGCCGCGGUGGUCCUAAGUUCAAGACCAAUAGCCCGAGUUCGCAGCCGCAGAGCGUCGUCUUUGACGUCUCGCAGCCUUUGGAGGAAAUCCAAGCUCCUCGCGAUGCAGUCAAGACCACGGCCAUCGCACUGGUCAAGGUCGACGCGACUUUCCUCCCUGGAUCCACCAUUGGCGCAACGCACUGGGUUGCGUACGCGAUGACCAAAGGCCGUGUUCGCGUCAUUUCGCGCUCCAGUGGCGACCGGACUUUGCUACAGCUGCCCCCACCGUUUCCGCCGCAGGCAUCUGUGACUGACAUGUCUGUGCACGGCAACCGUCUGGCAGGAGUUACCUCGGACGGUGGCUUCGUCGUUUGGCAGCUGCCUGAAGUCAUCAUGGACGACGUCCCGGGCACGAUCAUGCUCUGCGUCGAGCCUACGGACGUAGACUCUCUUCACGCCGUCAAGUGGCACCCGCAGCAGCCUGAUCUAGUCGCGGUCGCUUCCGAGAAGACCGUCUACCUGGUCAACGUCGUAGAUGCUGCGCACGUCUUCAACGGCGAACCGAUUCCCCAGGCAGAGUUGCACCGCGUGGCACAGACCUACGCCGUCUCGUCUCCUAUCGUUGCCAUUGACUUCGACGUCCCUCGAUCCGCUCUUGCGACCAUAUCGGAGGACUCCACUCUGACGAUGUGGAACAUAAACGACAGGUUGCCGUUCUGGUCGCACAAGGUCCGCGGCGACGACAUGCCGUCUUCACUGACCUUCGUCGAGAACGGUGUAGUUGUUGGUCGCAAGAACGGCACGGUGUUCCAGCUCCUGGCGAUCAUGGGUAGAUACGUUCUGUCGACCGUGAAGUUCGUCAACAGCGUCCAAGAAGAUCCGGACAUGUUCGGACAUGUCAGCUACGACUCACGCAUACAGACGUUGUGGGUCGCGAACAACCGGAGGGACAGCAUGAUCGCUCUCAAGAUCGGCUUCGACAACUCUGCGCCGUCGCCCAACAGCGAGGACGUCAGCAGAGGCGCAUACUUCGACCAGGUGUUGGAGUUCGGAGGACCCCGUCCGACCAUUCACUUCGUCAUUCUUACCGCAGAUGCUGAUCCUACUGGCGAAGAAGGGCUUGCUGCUUGCAAUGCGGCCAAGGUUCCUCCUGGGAGUUGGCUUUGCGAGUGGUUUAACUCUGCGCUGGUGUCCGCUCCGGCUAGGUUCCCGUCGUUGCCUACGCAGUCGCUACCGGCUGAGAUCAAGACGCAGCAGCGGCCUGGUAUUCCUCCACUCUUGACCAGCGGCUCGAUGACGCAGCCCGCGCCUGCGCCCCAAUUCAUGAACGUGCCAGCGCCAAGGCGACCGACGCCACCAUCGGAGGACGUCGAGGGCGAGCACAGCCGCGAUGAGUCUGGACGCAUGCAGGAGCAGAAGGGCAAGAAUGCUAAGGGUAAGAACGUCGGGUGGAAAGACAAAGAGAAGGACGAUGGCAAGGAGAAAGAGGGGAAGGCACGUGGCGGCGAUCCCACUAUCAUCAAUGACUCUCCACUCGGCGUCGCACUCACAAAGGAGAUGCGUAAGGUGGAAGAGAACCUUCACACUCGCAUCGGGCGGCUGAUCGGAAAGGAGCUCGACAAGCAACACCAACGCCUGGAGGAUGCUCGUACUCACGAGCAGGCCGAGGACUUCGCGCGCCAGGAGAAGAUCUUGAAGUUGAUUUCUACUGAGCUGAGCAAGAACACGACGCGCGUCGUCGAGAUGGCCGUCAAGAACGAAGUGCAGAACUCGGUGCUGCCGUCGCUCGAGCACAUCACGAAGACCGAAGUCAAGGCUGCGCUUGGCAACCAGAUCUCGAAGGGGCUGUCGGAGUCGUUCAAACAGAACCUUCCCAAUGAAAUCGAGCGGAUGCUCUUGCGCCCUGAGAUAUCCUCCCAGAUUGCGCGCAACGUCUCCAAUGCUGUGACGCCUGUCGUUGAGAGGCAGCUGAAGGAGACAGUCUCCAAGAACCUGAUUCAAGUGUACCAGCAGCAAACCAAUCACAUGCACCAAGAAUUGUCGCAGACAGCGUUCCGGAGCCAGGAGGGUAUGAUUCGUGAACUCGAGCAGACCGUUCGCUCCCUAGCUGAGCAAAUGAGGCUACUGAGCCACAACUCGGUGGCGCCGAGUCGUACGUCUCCAAGUGCGCCCGGCAGCCAGACUCAGGGCACUCUGUCGCAGCUCCUCCGUCAGCAGGCGUUGCCACCUCCGUGUCUCAACACCGUACCCUGGGCAGCAGGGCCCUUCCAGCAGUCGCAGAUGCCGCCGACUAUGCACCAGCCGUGGUUCAACCAGAACAUUGUGGCGCCACAGGCGUCCCACCCGACUGCCCCGCCGCCAUUGCCUCAGCAAGCGCUGCGCACUAGUCCGCAAGCGCAGACCGAGGAGUGGGACGAUACCUACCUUGCUGUGCUGGGCACGCAGGACAUUCGUCAACUCCGUGAGCUGUUGGCGCGGUCGAACCCUGACUUGAUCAUGCCGCUGAAGGGACCUGGCCCGCUGUCGCAGGCUGUUCGUGCGGCGUCGACGCUGAACAGUUCGGACCCUCUCAUCUCCCCCUACGUCGCGCGCGUACUGCCGAGCGUGCAGCAGAUGCUGAACACGACGAAGCAGCGCCUCGGCAUCAUCCCCGGUCCGCCAAUCGAGGCGACUCGUACUAUCUCCGAAAUUCAGGAUAUCCUCAGCCGCAAGCCGCUGUAACAUGCUCAUGUCGACCAUCUGCUGCCAAUGCUUUCCCCUUCGCCCCGCCUACACGUCGAUGCUGUGCAUGAAAGUAAGUUAGGAAUAUGUGUGUUCGCUAUGACAGUCCGCUCUGCCGUCGACUCCGCUACGCCACGCACUCUAGUUUUGUUUCACGACAUACAAACGAGCUUUGCUAUGACCCCUUACGCAACGUCAUGAUAUCUUGGUCUUGGGUUCUGUGUUGUAAACCAUCGAAAAUCCCUGUAGCGUUGACAUUUGACAUGAUCAUCAUGACACUGACGAGAAAAUAUACAUUUCGUUUCCUCAUC
Molecule: messenger RNA, 4337 nt
Organism: Fomitopsis serialis
Lineage: Eukaryota; Fungi; Basidiomycota; Agaricomycetes; Polyporales; Fomitopsidaceae
Exons: 13
Coding region: 100-4026 (1308 amino acids)
Biological process (GO): deadenylation-independent decapping of nuclear-transcribed mRNA
Cellular component (GO): P-body
Molecular function (GO): protein binding
Source: RefSeq, a predicted model, not a curated record